AAGUGUUCCACUUGCUAUCGAUUGCGUUAGGCCGAUGACGCCUCCCCGAAUGGCGGCGGUUAAUUACGGUUGAACGGGGAAACCGAAGUAAGAAUUUGUCGGGAAUUGGAGGGGAAGAAAAAAAUGGCGAAACAUUGAGAGGAAAUUUGACAAUUUCGCGUUGGUAUGGAAGUAAAUUAGCGUGAGAAAUUCCGAGCCGAUUCCUUCAUUCGAGGAGCAAUCGGGGAUGAAAAGACUGCAUCGAUAAGAUAAAUUCAAGCGGGGCAAAAAAUUUAUUUGUGAAAAAUACGGAAAAGUUGGAAAAUAUGUAGAAAGAAAGAAUUUCUGAAAAGUGCGAACGCGCGAUUUUAGAAAUCGAAAACGAAGAGGAGGAGGGGAAAGAUCGGUCGGGUAAAUCGAGAGUACGCGAAGGAUGAGAUCCUACGACGGCGAGAGCAGCUCGACGGAGGACGAUGAUCGUCGGGAGGGUCUGCCGGAGGCGCACCUCCAGCAAGGGUCCUGGCAACGCUCGGCGUCGCAUCCCACUUGGGCAUGGGAGCACCGCAAUGCCAUUUCAUCGCGGCGAAAGAAGGAGCAAAAGUCACCGGGACGAGAUCUCGUUCCUUAUCCUUUGUCUCUUGACCGUUCGAGGACGAAACUUUCGCGACAUCCACUGCCUCCACAAUCCGCGGCGUCUCUCGAGUCCGUGUACUCGACGGCCGGCGCCUCGCACCCGAGCGUCUCGGCUCCACCGGCGGCGUACUCAUCGGAACACACACAGAGCGCACCAGGACGGAGGACCCCGCUGGGUGCUGUGGGUCUCGGCGGUUUCUAUUUUCAGCAACAACCCCAACCGCACGCCUCGUCGAGUGCGUUGUCCGAUGAGAAUCGACCCGACGAGAGACCCGGAGCCUCGCGACUGAACUGCCCUCCGAAGUCGAAGACGACCCGUCAAGGAAAAAGCGUGCGGCUGAAUAUUAACGCGCGAGAACGCAGGAGGAUGCACGACUUGAACGACGCUUUGGACGAGCUUCGCUCCGUCAUCCCUUACGCUCACAGCCCCUCAGUGAGGAAGCUCUCGAAGAUAGCCACCCUUCUAUUGGCGAAAAAUUACAUUCUCAUGCAAGGAAACGCCUUGGAAGAACUUCGGAGAGUGAUAGCCGUCCUGCAAUCGCCGCACGCUCAUACGACCGCCCUGCCACCCACGCCCGUUUCCUACGACCUACUUCAGGGAUUCCCGGGCAAGCUGUUUCAGGGGGUCCAGGAGAUGCAGGGACUUCCGGCAAGCGAUCCUCAGAUCGUGACCGCCGGAGGUCCGCCGACCGAUGGCACCGUCGCCAGUGGAGAGUCGAAUUAAGGCACUCGGUCGAUUUUGUAACGAGUGCUUGAAAGAUUCUCUCGUCCACGACUUUUCUUUGUUCGCGAAUAAUUCAAGUAGAUCGCGCGGGCCAAGCUGCGAAAUCGCACCGAAGAAAUUGAGUCGAACGGCGAGAAACGUAACACGAAAUACGUUGAAAUCCUCCAGAAUAUAAGUUCCAGAGGGGCGAUUAAUUAGUAAUUCACGUGAGAUCCUCUCUUACGAGAUUUUUAGACCAGUUACUACACGGGAGGAUCAAAUCUCGAGGAAGUACUCGAAGAAACGGGUGUCACGAAAGUAUUAAUUACUAGAAUAUUGUCGAAGCGCCGAUUAAUCGUUCGAGGAGCAGUUUGAUCUUUUCUUCAAUGUUAACACAAAUACCUUUUAUUUAUUUAAAAAGCAAAACGCUGUAAAUCGGAAAUCCGUAUCGUUUAAUUCUUUCCGUGACAACGCAAUUACAUUAGGAUCAAACGGAGCAAGCGAAAUAAACGCGCCGAAAUAUGAUCAAAAAUAAGAAAAUUAUCGAGAAAAAUCUAAGUAAAAUUACAAAUUAAACGGAGUUGGAAUUAAAGGGAAUUGGAGAAACGUUUAUUUCACGGAAAGAACAAAACGCACGUAAUUUCGAGCGAUACUCCGUUUUCCUGUCCUUGAAAGGGUUAAUCGAGUUCGUCUCGAAGUCCAGAAGAAGUUUGAGUGAAAGUAAUGACGAAAGUAUUAGCGAUUAAGCGAUUAACAGUCUAACGAUCCUAAAGUCAAUGAUACAGCAAUAAGACGAAGGCGCGUUCUCCUGCGUCCGACUGUCGAUUCUCAAGGGGAUUGAAUUUUAAUGAGGACAUCGGUCCCGCAAUUUCCCUCUGAGAGAAUGGAAAAAGAUAAUUCGCACAUACAAUUUUUCCCAAGUCACGAUCGUCUCACGUUCUUCGCGCAAGAGCGAAGAAACUCCUAAGGACGAGAAGUGACGGGGGUGAUGGAACAAUUUUUGCGGGAAAUUGAACACGAUCCUCGUUCAGAACACUCGAAUCUCGAUGAGAAAUGGACAGCCGGAAGAAUGGGAACGUCGCUGGGACUUGGAACGCGAAUACUUCCAAGUCUCGUCCUGAAACUCGAUAGUCAAUAUUAGUAUGUGAUACGUGUCGAGGAGUUCUAGUCAUAUACAACAUAAAGAUAUUGAAUAUUCAUAUACACAUAUACAAUAAAAAUAUAUAUAUACAUAUACAUAUAUAUAUUUAAUAAUCUAAACGAGGCAUCGACUUACGACUUAUUUAUAUACUUAAGAGUCUACUACAAUGUGCCGAGGAUUUAUCUGCUUCAUGCGCGAGCGUGAGUGAGAGAGAGAAAGAGAGAAAAAAAAAGAGAGAGAAAGAGAGAGAGAGAGAGAGAGGGAGUCAGGUGAGAAUAAACUAUUUAUUGCGCUAUUUGUAAGAAUACGAAAUCGUGCGAUUUUCACGAGGUCCGAAUUUUCUCGGUGGGUGCAAGGACGAAGCAGCGUCAACGAAAGGCAAGAAAGAUACUUGUUGUAGAGUGUAGAUAUAAUUGUUUAGUGCUCUCGAAUAAAAUCUAUUUAAGAAAAUCACAUAUUGUCGAAUCCGACGGCGUACCGUCGCUACGCUCUCUUUCUCAUUUCACCUAGGGAGAUCUAAUUUUCCUUUAAUUCAAUUUAAUUUUCUUCCCGAUUAAUUGGAUUUUCAUCGUAUCGCCUCGAUCUCCGUCGAAAUCCGGUUGAAUAUUUUCCCAAUAGGCGGCGAUUAUUGGUUCGAUCGUUAAUUCGACGUUUCGAGUUAUCGCAUUCAAUUUCAACGAUCAAAAACCAAAAUUCGCGAUAAAGACGAGGCUUGGCAUCACGGAGCUUCGCAGAUAAAAGGGUUCCACGCGACGUCCGCGUCAUAUCCGCCGCUUCAGGCCGAAAAUCGACUCUCCGACGGACUUUCUCCGCCGAACAAAGGUUCAAAUCGCGCGGGCCAGCGAACGGUCGGCAUCUUGGCGACUGAAAGUUGGCGCCUUCCAAGUGGCGCCGCUUCUCGGCGGCGGGCGGAAGUUUCUCUUCAAGGUCAGCCGAGCGUUUCCCUCGUUUUACUUCAAAAAUACCGCUGG
Molecule: messenger RNA, 3427 nt
Organism: Dinoponera quadriceps
Lineage: Eukaryota; Metazoa; Arthropoda; Insecta; Hymenoptera; Formicidae
Gene: Oli
Product: class E basic helix-loop-helix protein 23
Exons: 5
Coding region: 413-1336 (307 amino acids)
Molecular function (GO): protein dimerization activity
Source: RefSeq, a predicted model, not a curated record